CCCCUCCCGCUCCCGGAAUCUCUAACUUCCCCCGCUCCCCCUCCCCCUGUUUUUCUUCUCUCUGCGAAAAUCCAAUAAGAAAUCUUAAAGUUUUAGUUUCUGUUUUUUCGGGUGUGCAAUCGAUUCAUAUUUUCCUGUCCGAGAUGCUUGAAUCUGUCUGGUUUCUUUUAAAAAAGGAUGAACCUCAGAAUCCCUGCAGCUAGGGUUCUUAUCAGCUCGGCAGCCACUGGUGUAGCUGUGUAGCCAACAAAUUGGUGCUGGUUCCCCAUUUCCUCAGACUAUAUGGCUGAGACAGGAGAUGCAGGUCGCUUGCCAACAUCCCUUGAUGUGCUGGCUUCAGAUGUUCACUCCAGGCUGGAGUUCCACAGGUAUGCCUUCAUGGACUGUGUUGGCAUAAAAAAUGCGCUUCACUGUGUCAUCGAAGAAAGGGAAAACCUCCAGCAACGACAGAAUGCGAUUGACCAACUGGUUGCUGAAAAGGACAGCCUCACUAAAAAGAAUGAAGAGCUGGCAGCAGAACUUGAAUCUCUGAAGGAACAGCUCCAAGCAAGGGAAUCGAGCGAUCAACAGCAGGGAAGUGGUUUUCAGCAGAGCCACUCUGGAAUGGCACACCCAAGAUUAAUGCCGAAAAGGAAACGGCAAUCUGGAGAUGAAGAUGUUGAUGAGCAUGAGCUUAUGGAAGAUCUUUCCGUUAUAGAUAAUCCUGAUCAAGUUUUAAACACUGAGCUCGAGGCUACUAGAAAGGAAAUUUCUGAUAUCCACUCUAAGCUGAUUGAGGGGUUCACUGAUCUUAGUACUACUGGAGGAAGGAAUAUCGCCCUAAAAAACAUAGGGCAAUUGGAUGACAGGCCAUUCCUGGCGGCAUGCCGUAAGAAGCUGCCUGCCGAAGAAGCAAGAGAAAAAGCUAAAGAAGUACACCGUGUUUGGCAGGGGCAUAUACAGAACCCAGAGUGGAAUCCCUUCAAGACUGUCACAGUUGAAGGUAUCCCGAAGGAGAUUAUUGAUGUCGAUGAUGACAAGCUGCAAGGGCUAUGUGCUGCAUGGGGUGAAGGGGUGCACAAGGCUGUGGUGAGUUGUUUGGUAGAAAUUCAAGAAAGUGGCAGGCUGGGAGAUAGAAACAUUGUACCCGAGGUCUGGAAUUACAAGUGCAAGAGAAAAGCCACUCACAGUGAGAGCAUCGAGUACUUGUUCGGUCAAGUGAAGCGUCUGAGUGACGCGAAAUCCAGAACCCGCAGCGCAAGAUGACCUUGUAGGGGCGUGGUGGUGCAACAGGAUGAUGACCCACAGUGGCUAGGUAGAACCAGUCUGAAGGAUUAACUAACUCAUGGUGAAGAACUGAAGACUGGAAUUGUCUAUGAAACGCAUCGCAGAACAAUGUUGGGAGUUAUGUGUUAUGUAUAUCUGUUUGGUACCCGUUUAUAACCUCUGUUAGAGUGCCGGUAUUAAGCUUUUGCGUGCAACUCUUUUACCAGCAUAUCAGAACAAUGUUUCAGUAUUCUGCUAGACUCAGCGGUAUCUAGUUUAGUGUGAACUCUGAAGUUCGAUAUUUAACGUGCAAGACGUUUCUAUGAA
Triticum aestivum (bread wheat) is the source of this 1572-nucleotide messenger RNA. Its product is annotated as factor of DNA methylation 1. Lineage: Eukaryota; Viridiplantae; Streptophyta; Magnoliopsida; Poales; Poaceae. Bases 283 to 1245 code for a protein of 320 amino acids. The transcript is spliced from 9 exons. The record is from RefSeq and is a predicted model, not a curated record. Gene Ontology annotation, biological process: gene silencing by siRNA-directed DNA methylation.